UGCAUGGGGCAGGCCGCUCGUGUGCUGCCCCAUCCAUGCACGGCACCCAUCACUGCACACUACAAUACCACAUUUCCUUCUUUUUUUUACUUGAUUCACCAGCUCAGCCUGAAUAUAUAGUGUAGCCAGCAGUGGUCACAGCAACGAUAAGGGAGGAGGAAGAAGAGGAGGGAUCAGGAGGUAAGGAGGCAGAGAGACAGAGAAGAUGGCGUCGGAGAAGGUGGAGACGAUCGUGGCCGGCAACUACAUGGAGAUGGAGAGGGAAGGCGGCGACGCCGGCGACAGGCGCGGGGGAGAAGCUGGCACGGCGUCGUCGAGGGGCAAGGCCUUGUCGAGCCUCUUCUGGCACGGCGGCUCCGUCUACGACGCCUGGUUCAGCUGUGCUUCCAACCAGGUGGCGCAGGUUCUGCUGACGCUGCCCUACUCCUUCUCGCAGCUGGGAAUGGUGUCCGGGGUGCUGUUCCAGCUCUUCUACGGGCUCAUGGGGAGCUGGACGGCGUACCUCAUCAGCGUCCUCUACGUCGAGUACCGCACUAGGAAGGAGCGCGAGAAGGUCGACUUCAGGAACCAUGUCAUCCAGUGGUUUGAGGUUCUUGAUGGGCUGCUGGGGAAGCACUGGAGGAACAUCGGCCUUUUCUUCAACUGCACUUUCCUCCUCUUCGGCUCCGUCAUCCAGCUCAUCGCAUGUGCAAGCAACAUCUACUACAUCAAUGACAAGUAUGACAAGCGGACGUGGACGUACAUCUUCGGCGCCUGCUGCGCCACCACGGUGUUCAUCCCCUCCUUCCACAACUACCGGGUCUGGUCCUUCCUUGGCCUCCUCAUGACCACCUACACCGCAUGGUACCUCACCAUUGCCGCCAUCGCUCACGGCCAGGUGGAGGGAGUGACUCACUCGGGGCCAAGCAAGAUGGUGCUCUACUUCACCGGGGCAACCAACAUCCUCUAUACCUUUGGAGGCCAUGCUGUCACUGUGGAGAUCAUGCACGCGAUGUGGAAGCCGCAGAAGUUCAAGCUCAUCUACCUGGCGGCUACUCUGUAUGUGCUGACGCUGACCUUGCCGUCCGCCUCCGCCAUGUACUGGGCCUUCGGCGACAUGCUACUCGACCACUCCAACGCCUUCUCCCUCCUCCCGCGCUCCGCCUUCCGCGACUCCGCCGUCAUCCUCAUGCUCAUCCACCAGUUCAUCACCUUCGGGUUCGCGUGCACGCCGCUCUACUUCGUGUGGGAGAAGCUCAUCGGCCUGCACGAGACCAAGAGCGUCGCGCUCCGCGCCGUGGCGCGUCUACCCAUCGUGGUGCCCAUCUGGUUCCUGGCCAUCAUCUUCCCCUUCUUUGGGCCCAUCAACUCCACCGUGGGCGCGCUUCUGGUGAGCUUCACCGUCUACAUCAUCCCGGCGCUCGCGCACAUGGCCACCUUCGCGCCCGCGGCGGCCAGGGAGAACGCGGUGGAGCGGCCGCCGCGCGGGCUCGGCGGGUGGCCGGGCAUGUACGCCGUGAACUGCUUCGUGGUGGCGUGGGUGCUCGUCGUCGGCUUCGGGUUCGGCGGCUGGGCCAGCACCGUCAACUUCGUCCGGCAGGUCGACACCUUCGGCCUCUUCACCAAGUGCUACCAGUGCCCGCCCAAGCAUUGAUCGACAUGAUUAAUUUGUUAAUCGCAUGCGUGCAUGCAUGGUUUAAUUUCUUGAGGACACAUGUAUGCAUAGAGAGAGAUUAAGAUUAUGCAGUGCAGAGCUUGUUCCAUGUCGACGACAUGAUGUGUGUGUGUCGUGUGACGUAUGUAUGUUUGUAUCUAUGUGUUUGUAUCUCUCAUGAUAUAUCGAUGGAGCGAAUUAAUUAC
Molecule: messenger RNA, 1839 nt
Organism: Phragmites australis (common reed)
Lineage: Eukaryota; Viridiplantae; Streptophyta; Magnoliopsida; Poales; Poaceae
Product: auxin transporter-like protein 3
Exons: 6
Coding region: 206-1633 (475 amino acids)
Cellular component (GO): plasma membrane
Source: RefSeq, a predicted model, not a curated record